CGGCGAGCGAGCUCCGCCUCCCCGGGGCCGCGGGCCGGGCUCAGCCUCCGGCUCGGGCCUUGCCUGCUCGGGCCUGGCCGCGCCGGGAGAAGCGGCGAUGGAGGCUGCGGGCGGCGGCGGAGCGGCGGGCGGCAUCGCCCUGCACGACUUUAGCGGGCAGCUGGGCGAGCAGCGGGUGCACUUCCACGCCAUGCGGCUGCGGGACUCGCUCUUCCUCUGGGUGGGCGCCGCGCCCGCCCUCGCCAGCCUGGCCGUCGCCAUGUGCAGCCCCCGUGACAGCAUCCCGGUGGCCGCCUCGCUCCUGGGGGACCCCUCGGACACCGCCUCCUCCUGCCUGGCGCAGCGUUUGGCCAGCAAGACCAAAAAGCAGAUAUUUGUCAGCUACAAUCUUCAAAACACAGACAGCAAUUUCACCUUACUCAUAGAAAACAGGAUCAAAGAAGAAAUGACAGCUUUUCCAGAGAAGUUCUGAUUGUGCAUCAUUGUAAAAGAAGAUGAAGGUUUUAUUUCAGAAAAACUGAUUGCAAUUUUCACACUGACAUUAAGUUAGUAUAUUUCUUUUGUAUUAUUUUGAUUGAAUUUGUGGUUGUUAUUAAAUAUAGAUACACUUGA
Poecile atricapillus (Black-capped chickadee) is the source of this 612-nucleotide messenger RNA. RefSeq names its product proteasome assembly chaperone 4 (gene PSMG4). The transcript is spliced from 3 exons. NCBI's taxonomy places the organism in Eukaryota, Metazoa, Chordata, Aves, Passeriformes, Paridae. The coding region runs from base 98 to 472 and encodes 124 amino acids. The record is from RefSeq and is a predicted model, not a curated record. Gene Ontology annotation, biological process: proteasome assembly.